Penicillium chermesinum is the source of this 2313-nucleotide messenger RNA. RefSeq names its product 5-methyltetrahydropteroyltriglutamate--homocysteine S-methyltransferase. The transcript has 2 exons. Bases 1 to 2313 code for a protein of 770 amino acids. The record is from RefSeq and is a predicted model, not a curated record. Lineage: Eukaryota; Fungi; Ascomycota; Eurotiomycetes; Eurotiales; Aspergillaceae. Gene Ontology annotation, molecular function: 5-methyltetrahydropteroyltriglutamate-homocysteine S-methyltransferase activity; zinc ion binding.
AUGGUUCAAUCCGCUAUUCUCGGCUUCCCCCGUAUGGGUAAGCUACGUGACCUGAAGAAGGCCACUGAAGCUUACUGGGGUGGAAAGAUCUCCCGCGAUGACCUGCUCGCUGAGGGCAAGCGUCUCCGUCUGGAGCACUGGAAGAUCCAGAAGGAUGCCGGUGUCGACAGCAUCCCCAGCAACGACUUUGCUUUCUACGAUCAGGUCCUGGACCACAUCCAGCUCUUCGGUGCUACCCCCGAGCGGUACUCUUCCCAGAACCUCCACCCCCUUGACACCUACUUCGCCAUGGGCCGUGGUCACCAGAAGGAUGGCGUUGACGUCCCCGCCAUGGAGAUGGUCAAGUGGUUCGACUCCAACUACCACUACGUCAAGCCUAGUCUGGUGGACAACCAGGUCUUCAAGCUCGAGGCUGACCCCAAGCCCGUUCGUGAGUUCAAGGAGGCCAAGGAGGCUGGCAUUGUCACCCGCCCUGUCCUCCUCGGUCCCGUCUCUUUCCUCGUUCUCGGAAAGGCCGAUCGUUCUGCCAGCAAGGAUCUGAAGCCCAUCUCCCUGCUGGAGAACCUCCUCCCCGCCUACGUUGAUGUCCUUACCCAGCUGAAGGCUGCUGGUGCCGAGGAUGUCCAGAUUGACGAGCCCGUCCUCGUCUAUGACCUUGCCCCUGAAGCCAAGGCCGCUUUCAAGCCCGCCUACGAGAAGCUGGGCUCCCUCGGUGACAAGGCUCCCCGCAUCACUCUUGCCACCUACUUUGGUGACAUUGUCCACAACAUCGAUGUUCUCAAGAACACCCAGUCUCUCCACGCCAUCCAUGUCGACCUGGUCCGUAACCCUGAGCAGCUCGACACCGUCCUGGGUGCCUUGGGCCCCAACCAGACCCUUUCUGCUGGUGUUGUCGACGGCCGUAACAUCUGGAAGACCAACUUCAAGACCGCCAUUGAGAAGGUUGAGAAGGCUAUCCAGAAGCUCGGCAAGGACCGUGUCAUUGUUGCCACCUCCAGCUCUCUUCUCCACGUCCCCCACACUCUUGCCAGCGAGAAGAAGCUCGACCCUGAGGUCCGUGAGUGGUUCAGCUUCGCUGUCGAGAAGGCCACCGAAGUCACCAUUAUUGCCAAGGCCGUGACUGAGGGCCCUGCUGCCGUUGCUGACGCUCUUGCUGCCAACGCCAAGUCCGUCGAGUCUCGUGCUACCUCCACCCGUACCAACAACCCCAACGUCAAGGCCCGCCAGGCUGCUGUCACCCCUGAGCAGCACGACCGCAAGUCUCCUUUCGCUACUCGUAUCGCUGAGCAGACCAAGACCAUCAAGCUCCCUCUCUUCCCCACCACUACCAUUGGUUCCUUCCCCCAGACUCCUCUGAUCCGUCAGACUCGUAACAAGUUCACCAAGGGUGAGAUCACUGCCGCCGAGUACGAGAAGUUCAUCGAGGAUGAGAUCAAGGAGGUCGUUCGCAUCCAGGAGGAGCUUGGCCUGGACGUGCUCGUCCACGGUGAACCUGAGCGUAACGACAUGGUCCAGUACUUCGGUGAGCAGCUCUCCGGUUACUGCUUCACCACCCACGCCUGGGUCCAGUCCUACGGCUCCCGCUGUGUCCGUCCCCCCAUUAUCUACGGUGACAUUGAGCGCCCUGCUCCAAUGACCGUCAAGGAGUCCAAGUACGCCGUCUCGAUUGCCAACAAGCCCAUGAAGGGUAUGCUUACUGGUCCUAUCACCUGCUUGCGCUGGUCUUUCCCCCGUGACGACGUCCACCAGUCCGUCCAGGCUCAGCAGCUCGCUCUCGCCCUCCGUGACGAGGUCAUUGACCUCGAGGCUGCUGGUGUCCAGGUCAUUCAGGUCGACGAGCCCGCUCUGCGUGAGGGUCUUCCUCUCCGUGCCGGUGAGGAGCGCACCAACUACCUGAAGUGGGCUGUUGCUGCUUUCCGUCUCGCCACUGCAGGUGUCCGCGAUGACACCCAGAUCCACUCUCACUUCUGUUACUCUGAGUUCCAGGACUUCUUCCACGCCAUCGCCGCUCUCGAUGCCGAUGUCCUCUCCAUCGAGAACAGCAAGUCUGACGCUAAGCUCCUCAAGGUCUUCGUCGACGAGACCUACAACUCCCACAUUGGCCCCGGUGUGUACGACAUCCACUCUCCGCGUGUGCCCUCCGAGCAGGAGAUCAAGGACCGCAUCAACGAGAUGCUGGUCCACCUCAAGCCCGAGCAGCUCUGGAUCAACCCCGACUGUGGCCUCAAGACCCGUGGCUGGCCCGAGGUCAAGGGUGCUCUCACCAACAUGGUCAACGCUGCCAAGUACUUCCGUCAGCAGUACCAGAAAUAA